UUUUUUUUUCUCUGUCCUUCCAUCAAUCUCCAUUCGCCGUUUUCGCUCAUCACACAACCCCAUCUUGACCACCGAUAUGUCAACGCAAAAGGAAUACGACAGCAUGACUGAGGAAGAGCGCGCUGUCUUCGAUGCUGCUGCCCGUAAGAAGGAGGAAGAGGAGCAAGCAGCCCUCCCCUACAAGUGGAAGCAGACCCUGGGCGAUGUGUCCGUGUCUGUUGAGGUCCCCAAGGGUACUCGUAGCAAGGACCUCGUCGUGGAUAUCAAGAAGAAGUCGUUGAAGGUCGGCCUGAAGGGUCAGACGCCCAUUAUCGAUGGCGUAUUGUUCAAGGAUAUCAAGGUGGACGAUUCAACCUGGACUUUGGACAGCCAAAAGGAGGUCAACAUUCAUCUGGAAAAGUACAAGGGUACCGAGUGGUGGAAGUGUGUCAUUGAAGGACACCCCGAAAUCGAUACUACAAAGGUCGUCCCCGAAAACUCAAAGCUGAGCGACCUGGAUGGCGAAACAAGGGGCAUGGUCGAAAAGAUGAUGUUUGAUCAGAGACAAAAGGCGGCAGGCAAGCCUACCAGCGAUGAUCUGAAGAAGGCUGAGGCGCUCAAGAGGUUCCAGGCACAGCACCCAGAAAUGGAUUUCAGCAACGCCAAGAUGGGAUAAACGAAGAACCGACUGGAUAAGGCCUGCGAGUCUUGACCAAGAAGAGCAACAAAACAUUGAAAUAAACGAUUGGUUAUCGCUACACAUGGAGCAUCGAACAGCAUAUCAU
Molecule: messenger RNA, 764 nt
Organism: Gamsiella multidivaricata
Lineage: Eukaryota; Fungi; Mortierellomycota; Mortierellomycetes; Mortierellales; Mortierellaceae
Product: nuclear movement protein nudC
Exons: 6
Coding region: 77-655 (192 amino acids)
Biological process (GO): protein folding
Cellular component (GO): cytoplasm
Source: RefSeq, a predicted model, not a curated record